Messenger RNA from Closterium sp. Naga37s-1, 5736 nucleotides. NCBI's taxonomy places the organism in Eukaryota, Viridiplantae, Streptophyta, Zygnematophyceae, Desmidiales, Closteriaceae. The record is from the annotation of a GenBank genome assembly.
AUGUGCGUUAUUCGCCGAAAUGUGCGUUUUAAUGCGUGGCUGCGGUUGAUGCAGGAGAGCGACAUUGCGGCGGACCCGAGCAGGGACAUGGACAUGGUCCAUGAGUUCUACACCGCGUAUCGAGACUAUGUCCGCGGGCUGGAGAUGGAUCCCGAGAAUAAUAAAGAGGAGUUGGGCAAGGCGUGGAAGACGGAACGGGUCCUCAUGGAGGUGACCGAGGGCCUCUCACAGGCGGUCACGGGAUCCGAGCGCAAGCAAGUGCAACAGGAAAUUCGGGAGGAUAAGAUGGCUGCUGCUGCCAAGACGCAAAUCUUCACCCGCCAGAACUUCAACAUGAUCGAUCUGGACGCACCCAUUCCCACUGAUGCUCCUUUGUGGAAGAGGCGGGUGGGGGGAGCGAUUGCGCUGCUCCAUGACCUCAGAGGAGUGCCGAACCGAGGCCGCUUCAAGGACAUGCUGCACUACCUCCAGUUCGUCUUCGGCUUCCAAGAGGACAACGUGCGGAACCAGAGGGAGCACAUUGUGCUGCUGCUGGCCAACAGCCGCACGUACGAUGAGAAGGGGACGCCAAUUGCUGCUUCCAUGUCCGAUGAUGCUGCAGCAAUGAACCUGGCCCUUGAUUCCGUUUCGUCAAAGGUGCUCGGAAACUUCCUUCGCUGGGCACAGUACCUCCACGUCGAUAUCCUUUACUUCACGGCUGAGCACCGAAUGCUGCACACGUGCCUCUUUCUGCUCAUAUGGGGCGAGGCAGCCAACGUCCGAUUCCUCCCAGAGUGCCUCUGCUACCUCUUUCACCAGAUGGCGAGUGAGCUGGCGGGGAUGAUGCAGAAGACAGCAGCGGAGCACAGCCGCAUGAUGGGCACGGGGGGCGAGUACGCCUUCCUCAACAACGUCAUCACGCCCUUCUACCGGAUCCUCAAGCAGGAGUCGGACUAUGCGGGCCACGGCAGCGAUGCCAAGGGUCACCCCGCGUGGCGCAACUACGACGACUUCAACGAGUUCUUCUGGAGCAAGCGCUGCUUUGAGCUGGGCUGGCCAAUCCGCACCAGCCACGUGUUCUUCAAGCCCCCACCCGUCAAAAGCAAGGACCCUGGGAAGAAGAUGGAAACCCCCAAAACCGUCACGGGAGAGGAUUUCUCAAGCAAGAGCCGGCUGAGCAAGACGCUGUUUGUGGAGUGGCGCUCCUUCCUGCACCUCUACCGCGGCUUCGAUCGCAUGUGGGCCUUCCUGCUGCUCAUGUUCCAGGGCAUGGCAAUCGUGGCGUUCAGCGGGCAGGACGGGUCCACCACGCUCAUGAAGGUGCUCUCUGUGGUGCCCAUGGCCGCCAUCCUCCGCUUCUUCCAAGUGCUCUUUGACAUUCUGCUGUCGUUCGGGGCCUACCGCAGCAUGAGUGUGCAGACCAUCUCCCGCAAGUUCCUCCGCCUCGCUGUGCUCGGCGCCUGGGGGGGCUUCCUCUCCUUCUUCCUCAUCAUGUAUUUCAUCUCGGGAUUCGACACCAGCAGUCCCUACCGCCCGCUCUUCCUCAUGCUAUCAGCCAUCUACGUCAUCCCCGCAGUCGUCCUCUCGCUGCUCAUGCGCUUUGUCACGCCGCUGCGCUCCCAGCUCGACCGCGUCAGCCACCACCGCUUCUUCCAGUUCGUCAAGUGGUUCUACCAGGUGGGUGGCGGUUCUAUUAGCUACUACUUCCAGAUCCUCCCUCUCGUUGGCCCCACGCGCUACAUUAUUGGCUUCAAGCACCUCAAGUAUCGCUGGAAGGACCUCGUCUCUGCCAGCAACUACAACGCCCUCACGCUUCUCUCCAUCUGGGCGCCAGUCUUUGUGAUCUACCUGAUAGACGCACAGAUCUGGUACACUGUGCUGUCUGCCAUACUCAGCACACUCAUUGGCGCCUGGUGGCAUUUGGGGGAGAUCCGCACGCUCUCCAUGCUGCGGGCGCGCUUCCGCUCGUUCCCAGCAGCCUUCAUGAACACAGUGCACCACCAGAACAAGUUCAACCGCACGCGCUCCACAUCGCUGCGCUCAUCAGCCCGCUUCCAGCCGCUGGGGUCGCAGCAACCGGCGAGCGGCAGUGAGCUGCUGCUAUCAUCACGACGGGAGGCGUGCAAGUUUGCCAUCGCGUGGAACGAAAUCAUCCGCCUGCUGCGAGAGGAGGACUACCUCUCCGACAGGGAGUACGACCUGCUAAUCAUGCCUGCUCUGCCUUCCAACGUCACAGUGGUGCAAUGGCCGCUCUUCCUCCUCGCCAAUCAGAUCCUCCUGGCAGUCGGAGAGGCGUCAGGCCGCAAGGAGUCCCAAUCAACCGUGUGGCGCAAGGUGACAGGCGACGAGUACAUGCGCUGCGCCGUGCUCGAGGCCUACCAGAGCCUGCGCCCCUUCCUGCUCUCCAUCGUUGAACCCAGCCGCACCGCACCCACCACUGGCACCGCCGCUGCUGCUACCCAGGAGGCAGGCAGUGGGGUGUACGAGGCGCGGAUCAUCAGCCGGCUGUUUGACGAUUUGGAGGUGGAGGGGAACAACGGCAGCCUGCUGACCACCUUCCGCUUCUCCGCCCUGCCUGUCAUCCUCGACCGCCUCUCCAAGCUCACUGCCAUCCAGGACCAGAACGAGAUGACGCAGCGGGCAGCAGUGCAGGCGCUGCAGGCGCUCUACGACACGGUCAAGUUCGACUUCCUCUCCCCUGACCACCGAGCAAGCCUGGAGGACGUAUCAGGCAAGCCCCAGUCGUACUGCCUCUUCGCAGCAGUGGCAUGGCCGGCGAACCGGGCGGCGGUGAAGCGGCUGCACCUGCUGCUGACGAUCAAGGAGUCGGCCAUGGACGUGCCUCACAACCUGGAGGCGCGGCGCCGCCUGCAGUUCUUCACCAACUCGCUGCACAUGCGCAUGCCUGACGCCCCCAAAGUCGCCGACACACUUCCCUUCUGUGUGAUGACACCGUACUACAGCGAGAUUGUGACCUACUCGAUGGCAGAGCUGGUGAAGCCCAACGAGGAUGGCAUCUCCACCCUCUUCUACCUCCAGAAGAUCUUCCCAGACGAGUGGGCCAACUUCCUGCAGCGAGUGGGAAUGGGCGAGAAGGAGCUGGAGGUGCGGCUGAGGGCGAAGGACGACAUCAAGGAGCUGCGCAUGUGGGCGUCGUACCGCGGCCAGACCCUCGCCCGCACCGUGCGCGGCAUGAUGUACUACCACCGCGCGCUCCGACUGCUCGCCUACAUGGAAACGCCAAACUCCACAGACCUGGAGCUGGGAGCGGACGGGCUCCCAUUGGACCCGGCGGACAGGCUGUAUCUGGCGAAGGUGGAGCCCAAGGAGCUGGCGGACGUGAAGUUCACGUACGUGGUGACGUGCCAGAUCUACGGCAAGCAGAAGGCUGACAAGGACCAGCGCGCUGCUGACAUCUUCAACCUCAUGAAGGAGCACGAGGCUCUGCGAGUGGCAUACAUCGACGAGGUAGUCACCCUCCCAGCUGACCCAAGUCGCCCCGAUGCUCGCCCGAAGACGGAGUACUUUUCACGGCUGGUAAAGGUGGACACGUUCGGCAGCGAGCAGGACAUCUACAAGGUGAAGCUGCCGGGACCGGCGAAGCUGGGCGAGGGCAAGCCGGAGAACCAGAACCACGCCAUCAUCUUCACGCGCGGGGAGGCGCUGCAAACGAUCGACAUGAACCAGGACAACUACUUUGAGGAGACGCUCAAGAUGCGCAACCUGCUGCAGGAGUUUGCCAAAAAGCACGGGCUCAGGAAGCCAUCGAUCCUCGGCGUCAGAGAGCACAUUUUCACCGGCAGUGUGUCUUCAUUGGCAUGGUUCAUGUCCAACCAGGAGACCAGCUUCGUCACCCUCGGCCAGCGCUUCCUUGCCAUUCCUCUCAAGGUGCGCAUGCACUACGGGCAUCCAGACGUGUUUGACCGUCUCUUCCACAUCACACGUGGCGGCAUGAGCAAGGCGUCCAAGACCAUCAACAUCAGUGAAGACAUCUUUGCUGGCUUUAACACCACGCUGAGACAAGGCAACGUGACCCACCACGAGUACAUACAAGUGGGCAAGGGGCGAGACGUGGGGCUCAACCAGAUCGCUCUCUUUGAGGCCAAGGUCGCCAGUGGCAAUGGAGAGCAGGUGUUAUCACGAGACAUCUGUCGGUUGGGUCAGCUCUUUGACUUCUACCGCCUCCUCUCCUUCUACUUCACCUCUGUUGGCUUCUUCCUCUGCACCGCUCUCACUUCCUUCUGUGCCUUCUUGUUCCUCUACGGAAGAGUUUACCUGAGUCUAUCAGGAGUGGGUGCAACUCUCUCGUCGCAGAGUGAGAGUGUGGCGAACCUGGCGCUGGAGUCAGCCAUCAACACGCAGUUCCUCAUCCAAGCGGGAUUCUUCACCGCCGUACCCAUGAUCAUGGGCUUCAUCCUCGAACAGGGCUUCCUGCGGGCGGUGGUGAGUUUCAUAACGAUGCAGCUGCAGCUGGCGUCCGUCUUCUUCACCUUCUCCCUGGGCACGCGAGCGCACUACUUCCUGCGCACGCUGCUGCACGGCGGGGCCAAGUACCGCGCCACUGGCAGAGGCUUCGUCGUUCGCCAUAUCAAGUUCGCUGAUAACUACCGCCUCUACUCACGCUCGCACUUCACAUACGGCAUAGAGGCCAUAAUGCUGCUGACAGUGUACAUGCUGUACGGGGGCAGCAGCUCCAGCCUGGUCUAUCUGCUCAUCACCGUGUCUUCCUGGUUCCUGGCUCUCUCCUGGUGCUACGCGCCCUACAUCUUCAACCCCGCCGGCUUCGAAUGGCAAAAGACGGUGGCGGAUUUUGAGGACUGGGUGGAGUGGCUGUGGUACAAGGGUGGUGUGGGAGUGAAGGGCGAGCAGAGCUGGGAGUCGUGGUGGGAAGAGGAGACGGAGCACGUGCGCAGCAUCCGCAGUCGCAUCAUCCAGGUGGUGCUCAACCUUCGCUUCUUCUUUGUACCCUACGGCAUUGUCUACCAGCUCAACGUGGCUCAGGGCAACACCAGCAUCCUCGUGUAUGCGUAUGCCUGGAUCAUCUUUGUCGUCGUCGCUCUUGUCUUCUGGUCGUUCAUCCAUCUCAACCACAGCUUAAGCCCUUGCAAAAAGCUCGCUGCUUUUCUGUCUAUCCAUAACCAUCCCCCUCACUCUUCCCCCCCCUCGCUUCCCUCUCCCUCGCCCUCAAUCCUCUUCCGCCCCGCCUUCUUCUCCCCCUCGCCCACUCACCAGGUGUUCAACUUCUCGCGCGCGUGGGAGGCGCAGCUACCCAUCCGGCUGCUGCAGAUCACAGUGGCAGUGCUCUUCGUGACCAGCAUUGCCUGCUCCCCUCGUUAUUUUCUUCCUCCCCUUCCCAUUCUUGCAUCGCCCUCCUCCCCUCCUGACCAUCCCCCCCCCUUCGGCACCCUCCCCCGCUCCUUCUUUUCCCCCACCUUCCUACUCCAAUUCCUCCCACUCAUGUUCGCCUGUACCUCCUAUCUCACCUCCGUCCGCAUCUGGAUUGUGACUGUACGGCAGGUGAUUAUAGCGCUGCGACCUGUGCACAACAAGCGGCUGUGGUGGUGGAGGCAGGUGCGCACCCUGGCGCGGGUGUACGAUGCAAUCAUGGGGGGAAUGAUCUUCCUGCCAGUCGCAGUGCUCUCCUGGUUCCCCUUUUUCUCCACCUUCCAGACCCGCCUUGUCUUCAACCAGGCCUUCUCCAGAGGCCUCGAGAUCUCACUUAUCCUUGCUGGGAAACCCUCAGAUGCUGCUGCCUAG